AUGGACCCCCAAACCACAGCAUCUACAUCUACAAGUGAAAUUCCGACGCCCACCCACAGUCAAGAGCACAAGCUCGUGCGCGAAUUUCGCACCCAUUGGAGCACCUCAACCGACGACAACGAACUGAGUCUCUUCAGUUUCCGACGCUUCCGGACGAGCCAUCUCAUCAACCUACGAUUUCUGGAAGACGAGAUUGCGAAAGUCGAUCGCGAGAUUUAUCAGGCGGGGCUGCAGAUGGGGAUUGAUACGCAGAGAAAAGAUCUCUUGGGGUUGCGGUCGGCGAGGAGAGAUGCAAAUGUCGCGCCUAUUGAGGAGACGAUUACGCAGGAGAACGUAAGGAAAUUGAGACGCUUGUUGAGGGAAUAUGAUGAAGCGAUCCUCAACUUCAACAAUAUAUCGCGCUUGCAAACGAUCGCGCUUUCAGACUGCGGUAGGCUCUCCGCCAUCCGAGACGAUAUCACUAUAAAAGAAAUGUACAAGACGCGACUCAUGCGUGUGACUCAUGCGUGUGGAUCUCGCGCCUGCGGAUUCGGAUCCCAUACGCCGAGCGCUGCACCGAUGUCUGCGCAAAUUCUGAGUUCGGAGAGAAGUCCCAUGACUUCUGGCGUCUCCCAAAGAUAUCAGAAUACGAUUACGAUUGCUGAUAUCAUGGCGCGGUUUCUGUUUGCGUGUGUGGCGGGUGCGUCGCUGGUUUUCCCUUUGGUUAUUUUGUCGUAUCAGGAGAGGUUGCAUACGAGGUUGUUGACGAUUUCGCUGUGUAUUAUUGUUUUUGCCAUUGUAGUUUCUUUGGCGGCGCCUGCGUCGAAUCAGGCUAUUAUGGGUACGGCGGCGGCUUAUGCUGCGGUUCUGUCGGUUUAUGUGUCUACUUCGUAG
Messenger RNA from Botrytis sinoallii, 873 nucleotides. RefSeq lists its product as uncharacterized. The coding region runs from base 1 to 873 and encodes 290 amino acids. The transcript has 3 exons. The record is from RefSeq and is a predicted model, not a curated record. Lineage: Eukaryota; Fungi; Ascomycota; Leotiomycetes; Helotiales; Sclerotiniaceae.